AUGUCGCGCGCGACGCGCUCCGACAUGAUCUGUGCGUCCCGGCGGGACCGGGACACUCUUCGACACUUCUUGCGGAUGGCCACCGAUACAGCCCGCGCUGUGGCCGGGCCCGAACGUGUGACCCGUUACCGCCCGCACAUCGAAGCGAUCACAUCGUCGCUUUACCAUCUGUCCUAUUUGGCUUUUGGGUCCACCCCUGGGGAGGAGUAUGCUGAUCUUCGGGUCUCGCUCCCUCCGAAGCCACAUCCGUUGACAUCACAGGGCGGUGCCUUUGUGCCGCUGGAUCCUCCGGGGCUGUUUCGUACACUCCUUUUCAUCGUUUCAUCCGUCGUCUUGCCGCAUGCCCUGGCUACCGAGGGCUUCGCUAAGCCCCUGCGUCAGGCGGUCAUCCGCUGCAUUGUCAUCUGCCUUCGUCUGCGAGCAGCUUGGACACACCAGCCAGCGGGCGAGCCAAUGGCAAAUAUGCGGCCAGCUGUGCCGAGCCGCGACGCCGGCUACGACGCCAGCAUUGACGAGGCCAGCCUGCCGUUGCUUUCUGCCACAUCGUCCAUGGACCUGGGCCAUUUGAUGCUCGCACCGUCGGGGGCCGCCGAAACCACCCGAGCCAUGGCCCUGACCAGCCAUGCCCGGAUCUUGGCGCCGCAACUGGGCCAGAUCCUCGGCCAGUUUCACACGGCUCUCUUUUUCCUCGGCCCAGCGGAAUCGGACCUCUCCUCAUGGCACUACCUCUCCCUCUCACGUCGGAUCUUUUCCCUCGGCUAUCUGUAUACCCGAGGCGCGCCGGACGUCUUUUUCCCCAUACAUUCGCGGGCCUCCGGCGCUCGACAUUCCUUCCGCACGGUAGGGGUCCUGAAGCUGGUGGAGGCAAUUGUGUCGGCCCUGGAUUUCGUGUUGUCGGCCAGCACCCGCGAUGCCGCGCGUGCCUUGAUGGCCAGCGCUCCGGAGCAGGCUGUGCGGGAUGUUGCUGGUGGUGCCGUGCCCCCGGCAGAGGGUUCAAUAUCAGCGAGUGCCCUAGGGGGCGGCGGUGUUGGUCCGCGACUCGACGUGGAUUUCGGUUCGCCCUGUUCCCUGUGUCUUUCGCAACAGAUGUCGUGGCCGGCAGCCUCCACUUGUGGGCAUGUCUUUUGUUGGGAGUGCAUCUAUUCCUGGCUGGUGGAGAAUUCGACUUGCCCGCUCUGCCGCCAAGAGGGCACGGUCAACCAGUUGAUGUGUGUUCUGGCAAUCGAGCGCGAGGACAUUCCUAUCACAUGA
Fonticula alba is the source of this 1251-nucleotide messenger RNA. RefSeq lists its product as hypothetical. Bases 1 to 1251 code for a protein of 416 amino acids. NCBI's taxonomy places the organism in Eukaryota, Rotosphaerida, Fonticulaceae. Gene Ontology annotation, cellular component: peroxisomal membrane. The transcript has 6 exons. Gene Ontology annotation, molecular function: zinc ion binding. Gene Ontology annotation, biological process: protein import into peroxisome matrix. The record is from RefSeq and is a predicted model, not a curated record.